AUGUACAUAACGAAAAUUAUCCUCGACGGUUUCAAGUCGUACGCGACUCGAACCGAAAUCACAGAUUUCGAUUCUUCCUUCAACGCCAUCACUGGUUUGAAUGGCUCGGGGAAAUCGAACAUAUUGGAUUCGAUUUGCUUCGUCCUAGGAAUCACUAACCUGUCCCACGUCCGAGCGAAUAAUCUUCAGGAGCUUAUCUACAAAAGUGGACAAGCUGGCAUAGAAAGGGCCACCGUUUCAAUCGUCUUCGAUAACUCCAACCAAAGUCAGAGUCCCGUUGGGUACGAAUCGUCCCGAGAAAUAACUAUCACCCGUCAGGUUUAUAAACAACAAGGGAAGAACCGAUACCUCAUCAAUGGAACAGUGGUGCCAUCGAACAAAGUCAAAGAUUUCUUCGGUUCCGUCUCGUUGAACGUGAACAACCCUCAUUUUCUGAUCAUGCAAGGUCGGGUCACGAAGGUGCUCAACAUGAAACCACCCGAAAUCCUCUCGAUGCUCGAGGAAGCGACCGGGACUCGAAUGUACGAGGACAAAAAACGCGACACGCAGAGAACUAUCGAGAAGAAGGACGCGAAGCUAGAGCAGAUCGACACCGUUCUCCGCGAGGAUCUCGAGCCUCAGAUGCAGAAGCUGGCUGAGGAGCGGCAAGCGUUUGUGAAGUACAACACGGUCUGCCGUCAACUCGAUCAGCUGCAGAAGGUUCACACGGCCUAUCAAUACGUACGCACGGAGAAGAAACUGGAUUCUUUGAAUAAAGAAUCCAACCAACUCCUCCAGAAUAUCGAAGAUUAUAAACUCAAAAUAGAAGAGCUGAAAGCGGACAUCGAGAGAGCGAAAGUCGAGGCCGCUGAGAUGGAGAAGACGCAAGACCAGGAAUGCGGAGCCAAACUCUCGGGUCUCGAAGAAGCGUUGAAGUCGGUCGAAUUAUCGCAUGCAAAGUGCGAGUCCGACUUGAAACAUAUCAGGGAACAGAUUCAAGGCGAAGAAAAAGUUCUCAAGGAGAACGAGAAAAUCACAAGAGAUGCCGAGACGCAAAUAAAAGCCAAACGGGCCGCGAUUGAAAAAAUCAACAGCACGGUUGGCGGUACGCUUCGCGAGAAAGAAGAGGCGGAGAAAGCUUUGGAGCUGGCGGAGAAACACCUGGAGGCUCUCGCUAUGGGCAUGACCACCAACGAGCAGGGUGUCGCGGCGACUGUCACCGAACAGCUACGGCAGGCGGAAGUUGAAUCCGCUUCUUGCGCCGAUGACAUCCGCGCGCUAAAUCACGCCAUCCAGCAUCUUGAGGGGAGGUUGAAAGCGACGCAGAAAGAGCUCACCACUACCGAGAAUCACUUCAAAAAGGACUCAAACGAGAUAAACGACAAAGAGAAAAUCGUGAAAAAGCUGCAGGAUCGAAUCAAUGCUCUCCAUUUCGAUCGGGAUCGCCUCGACGAACUCGACUGCGAGAAGCAGAGUCUGGCCCCGAAGCUCCUCGAGCUCCGGAAGAACGUUGAUAACUUCGACGCUCGAAACCAGAACCUGGUCUUCAACUACUCCGAUCCGUAUCCCGGAUUCGACCGGAAGAAGGUCAUAGGUCCCGUGUGCCAGCUUUUCAAAGUCAGGGAUCCGAAAUGGGACCGGGCAAUUGAAGCCGCGGCCGGUGGAAAACUCUACCACGUCAUCGUUGAUAGCGAUGAGACGGCGAAGGAUCUUCUGAAAAACGGCAGACUCCAGAGACGAGUCACCAUCAUCGCCCUCAACAAAGUUCGAGGAUCGUUCGUAGACGAUCAAACUAUCAGGAGCGCGAAGCAACUCGUCGGCGACGAGAACAUCCACAAAACAGUCGAUCUGAUCGAGUACGACAAGCGCUACGAGACGUGCAUGAAGUACGUCUUCGGCAAGACCCUCGUGGCUGCGUCGCUGGACAUUGCCGAGAAAGCGGCCUACGAUCGACGAGUCAACACGAAAACUCUCUCCAUCUGUGGUUCAACCUGCGAUCCGAGCGGAAUGCUCAGCGGUGGUUCGGUGGCACCCGGACCCAGCGUUCUGGAAAAGCUGCAGAAAAGACGCGAAGACGUCGAACAGCUCUCUCAGCUCCAACAGCGUUACGAUGGAAUCGUAACGGCUCUGAAGCAGAUGGAAGGCGAAGCGGACACCUACAACAAGAUACACCAGGAAUUGAUGGUCAGGACCAACGAAUGGGAACAGUGCAAAGCCCGCCUCGCGAACACGAAGCACGCUCAGCUCAGCAAAGAAGUCGAAUCCUCAAAAGCAGAGCUGGAGGAGAAAAAAGUCACGCUUAAAGCCAAGACGGAGACGAAAACGUCGGCCGACGCGAGAAUCAAGGAACUGCAGCUGCGCAUGAAGAACACGGAAGGUCAGCAAGACAAAGAAAAGAAAGAGGCCGAGGCGAGCUUGAAAAAGUACGAGAAAAUCGUCAAAGCUGCUACUCAAAAGUGCGGAGCCGAGGAACGGCGACUACAGGAACUCCAAGGAGAUAUAGAUGUGCUCACGAAAGAAAUAGAGGAGGCUCAGCAAAGUAUCUCUGCUUGCAAUGAAGUUGUCGUUGAACUGAAAAAGCAAUACGAAGCUCAGGAGAAGAAGCUUUCGGGCAUCAAAGAGGGAAGAGACAAAGCGAAGUCCAUGCUUGAAGCCCAUAAGAGCAAGAUGAAAGCUCAAUCGUCUGAGAUCGGCUCGAGGUACAAGGAAAUCGACCGUAAGCAGAAGCAGAUAGAUGCGAAGAAAUUAGAGAUCCAGCAGACCGAGCACGACGUGAAGGAAAAGCGGAAGGAAUCGUCGGAUGUCGACCAUCGACUCCGUCGCAUGGCGUCGGAGCACCCGUGGAUAUCGAAGGAUAGGGCGCAUUUCGGAGAACCGAACACGGAUUACGAUUUCAGUCGGACCGAUCCGAAUGAGGUCUCGAAGAAAGUUGCCGAACUCUCCUCGCAAAAAGAAAAGAUGUCCAAAACCGUCAACGCUCGGGCGCAUACCCAAGCCAAUAAUCUCGAGAGCCAGUACAAAGAUCUGACGAAAAAGCGAGCACAAGUCGAGAAGGAUCGGGAGAGCAUCAUGAAUGUGAUGCGGGAACUCGACAUGAAAAAGGAGGAUACGAUCCGAGGCGCCUACGAUAAAGUCAACAAGGACUUCGGCGAUAUCUUCACCUCUCUGCUGGAAGGUGCGAGUGCUAAACUUGUUCCUCCUGCGGGGAAAACCCUUCUCGACGGUCUCGAGGUGAAGGUGUCUUUCGGAGGAGUAUGGAAGGAGUCCCUAUCGGAGCUCAGCGGGGGCCAGCGAUCCUUAGUUGCACUCUCGCUCAUCCUGGCCCUACUUCUGUUCAGACCGGCGCCCAUAUACAUCCUGGACGAGGUGGACGCCGCGUUGGACUUGGCUCAUACACAGAACAUCGGUCUGAUGAUCAAGAAUCAUUUUAAAUCGUCCCAGUUCAUCAUAGUGUCUCUCAAAGACGGUCUGUUCAGUAACGCGAACGUGUUGUUCCGCACGAAAUUCGUUGACGGAAAAAGCACGGUGGAAAGAUUCGUCUCGAAAAGUAGUUAGUCUCUCUCGAAUACGCUGUAAAAAUAAACAUAUUGUGCCGUUGCAUGCACGGUUGUCAUCAACUGUACUUUCAAGACAUUCUGCUAAAGAUUAAAUUUACGUCGUUUCUAUUGAACGUCUUCUCCGUUGUGAUGUUUCGCAAGUUCUCCCUGGUGUUCAUACAGAGUAUAUGUAUACAAUGUAUAUUUAUAUAGUUUUU
Galendromus occidentalis (western predatory mite) is the source of this 3733-nucleotide messenger RNA. It is a transcript of the gene SMC2, whose product is annotated as structural maintenance of chromosomes 2. The coding region runs from base 1 to 3534 and encodes 1177 amino acids. Gene Ontology annotation, biological process: chromosome organization. The record is from RefSeq and is a predicted model, not a curated record. Gene Ontology annotation, molecular function: protein binding; ATP binding; ATP hydrolysis activity. The transcript is spliced from 9 exons. Gene Ontology annotation, cellular component: chromosome. NCBI's taxonomy places the organism in Eukaryota, Metazoa, Arthropoda, Arachnida, Mesostigmata, Phytoseiidae.